Rubroshorea leprosula is the source of this 1052-nucleotide messenger RNA. Lineage: Eukaryota; Viridiplantae; Streptophyta; Magnoliopsida; Malvales; Dipterocarpaceae. The record is from the annotation of a GenBank genome assembly.
GUUGCUAUUGUUGGUGACAUUGCUUCAUCACUCAAGGAGUACAUGAACUUGAAAAAGAAACCAAGUGGUCAAGAGAUAUAUGAAGUGGUAUCAACAGUUUUGGGUCUUUCUCAACAAGAAAUAUUCAAGGCAGUGCAAUUGUUAUUAAAUGGUGAUCCUGAGCAAUUUUAUUUGCUAAAAUCACUUCCUGAUGACAAGAAAUAUGAUUGGUUGGCUUUCCUUUUAAGUGUAGUUGGUUUCUCUGGCACAAGCAGUACAUGAAAUGGUAUGUUGAAGCUUUCAAUUUAUUAAUCACGUUGAAGGUUCUAUAAACAUAUAAAUUAUAUUUCUCUAUUAUCAGUUCUAGUUUUUGUUUUUCUGGAUUGGAGCUACCGUACAGUUGAUUAGCUAUAAAAUAAUAUUGUUGGAUUGGCUUGCAUAUUGAUAGGUUUAAGUGGAAUGAGCUUUGUUUACUAUUAUCCUGUAUUCAGGUUGGUGGAAGGGUGGGUGUUUUAAACAUGAAAUGUAGUUGUAGAUAUGAUCAAACAGUGAAUAUGUGAUUUUGCAAUGGAAUUAAUUGGAAAGCAUAUAUCUACUUAGGUUGCACUUAGCCAUGGAAUUUCCUGUAAUUUAGUGUCUGCUUACGGUUGGGAUUAUCACAAUCUUUAUUUUGAUAUAAAAUAUAAGCUGAAAGUUUGGGUUGGAAUUGGGGGCAAUAGAUAUGAAAGGCUAAUUGUGUUAAUAUACACCCAGUAUUUGAGAGAGGGGGCCAUUUUGUAAGAUUCUUUUUGGCAGUUGAUUAGCUACAACCUUGUGCUAGCAUUAGUGGAAGUUGUUUCUUGUUUGCAAAAUGCAAUGAAGAGUUCAGCAAUGUUAUUUAUAUGUUUAUAAAACCUUCUGUACGGCAUAUUUAUAUUUAUAUUUCUCUAUUAUCAGUUGAUUAGCUACAACCUUGUGCCAGCAUUAGUGGAAGUUGUCUCUUUGGCAUUUCCAAGUUCCAGAUCUCUUACUUCACCUUUCAUAAAGGUUUCUGCCACUCUAUCCAGCUUCUCUAGUAAAGCAAUUUAAGUGCC